This is a messenger RNA of Brenthis ino (lesser marbled fritillary), 1761 nucleotides long. The record is from the annotation of a GenBank genome assembly. NCBI's taxonomy places the organism in Eukaryota, Metazoa, Arthropoda, Insecta, Lepidoptera, Nymphalidae.
AUGAUUAAGCUGGAGUCACCGGAAGUCCACAUGUCUUUACCUCUACCUCGGGCACCCGACCCGGCCGCGCUUGCCGCCUAUUGGGCUGAAUAUGAGGACCUUUGCCGCCAGAUUAGUACCGCGCACAAUAACGAUGAUGACGACAACAACUACGAAGAAGGCGAAUUGGAAACAGAAUGGUUGCAAGCAGCUGGCUUGGGAUCGUUGGCCGCGCCCUUCCAAGCUGGGCUAGAGGUCACAGAGGCUCAAUUAGGAGAGGCUGUACGACCUCUCCCCCGAGAGCAAGCUGCUGCAGUACGACGAAGAGUUAGGCGACUCAACAGAACUGUGAGGAGACGACGGGCUGCAUCCCGCGCCAAGAAACCAGAUAUACGAGAUGUUUUCAGGGAUUUAGAAAAUUCGAGCGGCAGCGAGCCUCGGUCGCGUAGCGCGACCCCUGAUUCUUUGGACUCGUUGCCGAGCGGUGGUUCCGGCAGCCCUACCACAGAGUGGGCAGAUAAUGCAACACCACCUGACUUUGUUGACAACUACCCCCCAGUUGGUACGCACGCGCCUAUCGCUCGCACUCCCUCAGCGCCCGCGUCCCGACGCGUGCGUCUUUCCCCGCCCGGCCCCCACUCUCCCCCACGACCUGUACACGAACUUUUCAAGCCAAACGAUUUACACUGGGCUGAUAUUGCCACUAACACCGAAGGUAUCGAGCUUCUAGGUUACCAGAGAUAUGGGACAGUCCAGGGACCGCGAAUAGGGAAAGAACGCAUCAAUGGAUCAAUUUUAAAAGAAAACGACCCUUUCAUGAAACAUGCGCCGGUUUCUCGAACAAAAAGCGUAACGUCUGCGCAACCGCUCAGCUUCGAACAUAAGUUUAACUUGGAUCGACAAAUGCUGGAUCAUGAAGAGGAGUGGCCGGAGCCUGACAGUACAGUGGAUAUCGAAACAGUGGGGGAACCACAGUUGAAGAAGCUGCAGCCGUUACUCUGGCUGGAGCUGACCGCACUCUUUGACAGAUACUCGUUGCCUUUCCACAAACGGAAACCGCCUAAGAAGAAGCGGAAAGAAGAAGGUGCAGUAUUCGGUGUGGCAUUGGAGACACUGCUCCGUAAGGAUAUGAUCCUGUGGGAAGAGACCUGGAGCUCGGUGCCUUCUAUCCUUAGGGCACUGUCUUCAGCUCUUCGAUCGAGAACAAAGGAUGAAGGCCUUUUACGUGUUCCCGGGAAUAAGCAUAAGAUCGAGGCCCUCUGCCAGCUGAUCGAGCGGCAGUGGUACUCGGAGCGCGGCGGCGUGGAGGCGGCGCUGCGGCGCGCCACCGGCCACGACCUGGCCGCCGUGUUCAAGCGGCUGCUGCGCGCGCUGCCGCAGCCGCCGCUCACGCAGGAGCUCAUGCGGCUCUUCUAUCAUACUUAUUCUUUGACCGGCGCGUCGCAGGGGCGGGCACUGAACCUGCUGGUGCUGCUGCUGCCGGCGGAGCAGCGCGCCACGCUGCGCGAGCUGCUGCGGCUGGUCCGCGAGAUAGUCUCCAUGAGCGACACCAACAAGAUGUCCGAGCACAACGUGGCCAUGAUCAUCGCGCCCACACUCUUCCCGCCCAGUCUUUUACUCAAGCAAUCUGACAGCCUCGAGACCCAGCUGGCGACCGCUGCGAACAGCUGUCACGUGACCGAAGCCCUCAUGCGCUGGUGUGAACAGCUCUGGAUGGUGCCUCCCUCCCUCCUCGCUGCCUCCCAGAGGAAGCCUCCACCACACCGGAGGGCCCACCACACU